Messenger RNA from Miscanthus lutarioriparius, 873 nucleotides. The record is from the annotation of a GenBank genome assembly. Lineage: Eukaryota; Viridiplantae; Streptophyta; Magnoliopsida; Poales; Poaceae.
AUGGCAACCUACGGCCUGCAGGUGAAGGAUGAGCUCCACGGCGGCGGCAUCGGCAUCGGCAUCGGCAUCGGAGGGGGAGGAGGAGGAGGAGGGCAGGGGCUGUACUGCGGUGCUACGCCGACGCCGGCGCCGCCUCCUGCGGCCACCGGCGGCGGCGGGGACGGUGGUGUGAAGAGUAAGAGGAGCAGGAAGAGGGAGCCGUCGUCGUCCCUGGUGACGAUGAGCAACGGCGGCGGCAAGGACGAGGCGGUCGCCGGCGGCGGCGACAAGUCGGCGAGUAGCAACAGUAACGCGACCAAGAGGAGCUCAAGGUUCAGAGGCGUUAGCAGGCAUCGGUGGACGGGCAGGUUCGAGGCGCACCUGUGGGACAAAGGGACCUGGAACCCUACGCAGAAGAAGAAAGGGAAGCAAGUUUACCUUGGAGCGUACAACGAGGAAGACGCGGCAGCAAGAGCCUAUGAUCUGGCAGCGCUCAAGUACUGGGGACCUACCACCUACACCAACUUUCCGGUUGUGGACUACGAGAGAGAGCUCAAAGUGAUGCAGAAUGUGUCCAAGGAAGAGUACCUUGCCUCCAUAAGAAGGAAGAGCAACGGCUUCUCCCGCGGAGUUUCCAAGUACAGAGGCGUCGCACGGCACCACCACAACGGCAGAUGGGAGGCUCGGAUCGGCCGGGUGUUCGGCAACAAGUACCUGUACCUGGGCACGUACAGCACGCAGGAGGAGGCGGCGCGCGCCUACGACAUCGCCGCCAUCGAGUACCGCGGCAUCAACGCCGUCACCAACUUCGACCUCAGCACCUACAUCCGCUGGCUCAAGCCCGGGCGGCGGCGGCGCCGUCCGCGGCGAGGACGCCGGCGCCGGCACCCCUGA